Porites evermanni is the source of this 2981-nucleotide messenger RNA. Lineage: Eukaryota; Metazoa; Cnidaria; Anthozoa; Scleractinia; Poritidae. The record is from the annotation of a GenBank genome assembly.
GAUGUGUUAGCUCAGACUUCAACACCUGGACCUCAGACACAGCCAACUGAAUUUCAUUCGAGAGGCCCUCUCCAGCCACCAUCAAUUGCACAACUUCUAAAAUAUAACAUGUAUCAGUCAGCUGAAUACCGCUUGAGGCAGGUCAUUUUGUGGCAGUAUGACAAAAUGGUCCGCCCAGUAUUAAAACCAUCUGAUGUGAUCAAUGUCACCUUUCAAGUGGACUUCAAGGCACUGAGCGGAGUGGUAAUUUCUGAACGUAACUUUGAUGCAUUUUUCAAGCCUAGCAUGUUAACACUCACAGUUGCAAAUCACAAUGCAGUGAAAUACAAUACAAAUUGUAAAAGGUUUUCGGAUGAAACAGACAAACGCUGGAAAUUCAGAUUUCACAUAGCAUCAAAACACUAAAAAAUAUGGUGGUUCAAAAUAGCGUUCUUAAGGUAUUGCACGUAUAUAUGCUAACUAACUAAGGACUUACAUAAGCGGAUAGUUUAGCCAGAUGGACGGUUCCAGCCGCGAUUUUCGCUUUCUUUAUUUCUCCACCGAACUCUUAUCCGCAGUCUGAAAGCCUGAAACUACUGAUUCUGAAGUGGAAUCCUCAGAUAUUCGAUCUAUACAUGUACAUACGAAAAUAGCAACUUUGGUUUGUUUUUCCAGGACAACAAAGACCAAAUUAUUACAACAGACACUGAGAUAACCCAGGUAAAUCAGUAUAAAAUUAGUUGGGUUUUAUUUGUUACACUGAUUUGUGCAAGUUUGGCUUAAUAUAUACAGUAGUGUAGGAUGGGACGUAAGGCCGCAAUCAAACGUCAUCAAUCUACCCUGUCUUGAGCUUUGGCCUACUCUUCAUUCCAUGUUAGACCCAACUCUUCUAGCUCUAUCAUCACUGUUCUUCGCCAGGUGGCUUUUGGCAAGCCUCUUUUCGACCUCCCAUUUUACAACUACCCACUUAGGGACACUAAAAGACCUUGAAAAGAGUUCCACUGAUUUACGACGACUAGUUCAGUAAAAUUAUUUGUUCCCUCAGUGUAAGGUAUUGUCUAAUGUCUCAGGGAUAUCUAUAGUCAGGUAAUUUACUUUAUUGCGUUGCCGAGGUUAUCUUGUUUAAUUUAAGCGUCCCUUGUUUUUUUUUACAGUGCUGAUAAUAAGAUUCUUCAAGCAGGUCACGUGGAGAAAUUCCACACCUAUGUACUGGUGCGAAGUAAUGGCCUGAAUACGUGGAUUUCUCCAUCGACCUUUAAAAGCUCGUGUCAACUCAAUGUGAAGUUUUUUCCAUUUGACAAACAGCAAUGCAAUAUGAAAUUUCGCUCCCUGGCAGCUGAUCGCUCUCUUAUGGACAUUAUCUCAACAACUACAGAAAGCGAGGAUCCAGAAAAAGGCAUCAUGUUAUUGGUCAUGGUGCAGAAUUCUUGUAGCUAGAGGUAGCGACAUACCCCAAACAAGUAAGACCAAAGAAAUACAGGCUGGAAUCUGCGUUUUCUCUCUAAAAUCUUAGGACUAUGUCUAACUUUACUGCAAUUAGUACGUUUGCAUAGAGUAGUUAAAUGGUUAUAUGACGUCCUGAUCCUGUAAGAUCACUGAUUAUUAUACGAUAUUUUUUUAUGAUUUAAUAAUCAAACAAAGGUGGUCAAUCAGGUCAAUCAUGUCCUCUUUUCUUGUUUAGAUCUAAAACUCACGUCGUCAAAUGGUUACUGGACCCUGAGGAGCCUUGUCAUAAAAAUGAACAACCACGAUGAGAAGAAGGAGCCAAAGAGACAAUUCCCAGAAGUCAUUGUGUCGUUUUUCAUCGGACGCAAACCUAUGUUUUUCGUGCUGUUCACUCUUGUGCCCUGUAUGAUCAUCGGCAUGCUGAUUCUCGUCAGCUUCUUCAUUCCAGCAGAAAGUGGUGAGCGUAUCGGUCUGUGUGCCACCAUUCUCUUGGCCGUUAGUGUGUACCUCGUGGUUAUAACUGAUCAGCUGCCUGAGCAGUCAGACACUCUACCGCUGAUUGGCGUAUACUAUAUUGUGAUCAUGUUUGAAAUCGGGUUGGCGCUGGCCGCUACCGUCCUCGUACUGAUGGCUCACCACGCUACAUCCAAGCCACCCAAAUUGUUGACAUACUUAACAGGUAAAUAUCCUCUUUGAAAGGAAAUAUUUGAAAUGACCCAUAUUUUGAAAAUAAUUAUAGUCUUUGCUUUAAUAUCAAUUAAACCUAUAUUUAUUGAGGGUGGAUUGAUGAUAACUUUUGGUAUUGUCACUGGGGAAGGGGGGUUAGUCCCAAAAGAAAGGGACGGGUAACUCUGUGUGUAAAGUGCAGAUUUUGGUUUGCCCACACAUUUAUAGCUAAAGGUUUUGAACAAAUAACCAUGUGGCGACAUCAAACUGUGUUAAAGGCAGCCGGUCGAAUGUCAAUAUCCUUGACGCAUUAAAAUCACUAUAGGUCCUAUUUGGUUGACUGUUCUGGUACCAAACUUUACCAAAAAGUGAUGUAAAGUGCGAAAAAAGAAAAGAAAUGCUUGCCGUUUGCCGUAAACGUGACUCUAAAUCUCUCCAAUCGUUAAAAGUCAGAUGCAUACUUAUAACCUGAAAUAAGGCAUCUAACUGUAUUUUUUUCUUUAGUAUUGAACGGAAUUGUCUGCUCUCCCAAAAGUUGCCGAAGGUUUAUAUCAAAGAAAAGAUCCAAGGAUACUCCACCAACCUCAUCACCUGCGUCUGCAAAGACUGUAGUCGACCCUGAAAUGGAAUCAGAUAUUGACCUGGAGUUAGCAGUCACACUAAAGGAGAACAAUGAUGAAAAACAAGACGAACGGAGUUCAGAUGCAGGUCCAAUCAGCUCGGCCAAUGAAGUCGACGAAGACGAGGAAAAUCAAGAAAUGUGGAAACAGAUUGGUCGCGCAUUAGAUCGCCUUUUCUUCUCGGUGUUUUUGGUUCUGUUUACGCUGUCCACGCUUAUAAUUUACGGACAAGCGGGUCGUCUCGAUUCAUUGGAUACUUUUAAGUUCUAA